Bufo gargarizans (Asiatic toad) is the source of this 5317-nucleotide messenger RNA. RefSeq lists its product as uncharacterized. The transcript is spliced from 7 exons. The coding region runs from base 203 to 3472 and encodes 1089 amino acids. NCBI's taxonomy places the organism in Eukaryota, Metazoa, Chordata, Amphibia, Anura, Bufonidae. Gene Ontology annotation, biological process: protein ubiquitination; Notch signaling pathway. The record is from RefSeq and is a predicted model, not a curated record.
CACGGCUUUCACUUUCGUUUCUGUAGCUUGUACUACUUACUUUCCGGGGUACUUGUAACGUCUGCCGCCACUACCUCUGCUAACCGACAAGAAGGACGACGCCAGGCCUGCCGAGGACAGUUCGCCAGAGGGGGAAGGAGGCUGUUUCCAUGCUGAGCAGUGUCACCUCAGUUGCAGCAGCUUCCUGAAAGACCUGGGAGCAAUGGAAAGGAAAAGGCUGAGAGUAGAUGGAAUUCCGACUGACAUCCCAGCUGGACGUGCAAAGGAUAAACUCACCAUACAUUUCCUGAGGAGCAGAAAUGGGGGAGGAGAGGUGGAAAGCAUCGACAUUAUACAAGGAAAUCCAACUUAUGCCAUUGUUACGUUUGAAGAUGAUGAAGUGGUUCAGCGCGUUCUGAGAAUCAAAGAUCACAUUUUGCAAGUCAAUGACAAAAUCUACAACCUUGUGGUCAGCGAGGUUACUGUCAAGCUGGAGCUUGAGGAGGUGUUUCAGAAGCUGUCGUUGACUGUAAACUACAAAAAUUUCCCAGAAAGCUGUAGAAGUCUUCUGAAGAACUUGAAACAGACUCAUAAGGCUGUGAAGUUUGAUUUUGAUGAAAAAUCCAUGAUGUGUACUAUAAGUGGGCCAUAUACAGAGAUUCAGACCUUGGCACAGGAAAUCUUAAGUAAAUUAGAAAUUGGACAUACAAACUUAAAGCAAAUCUCAUCAGAUACACGAAGGAAAGCCAAGAGUGACCGUCUUAAAAAUUCAGAGCCUCAAGAUCUACCACAACACUUGCAUCAAAGAUCUGUGCCUCCUUACGGAAGUGCAGACGAAGUAAGAUAUAUUCCACAGACUGAGUCCUUAGAGCAGCUACAAGAACCAUUUGUGUGGGAUUCUGAUAUCUUCAAAUACAUACAAAAAUUCCACAAUUUGGAGUAUCAGGAGAUACUAAACAGAUAUCAUGUUGGAACAGUGAAUGAAAGUGCAGAAGAAAUCACCACAAUUUAUCUUCAACCUGUAAAAGUGGGUAAAAACCAUCUGGCAGACUUGAGAUCUGCACGAUCCAGGCUCAUGGGUCUUUAUCAAGGCUUAGAGCUACUUCUUCGGAAGGAGCAGAUAGACAAGAGAGAUGUUUAUGAAGAUCAGGACUUUGGGGUACUGUUACGAGACUUCCAAAAACUAUUUCCUAUGCUUCUUUGUCACGAUGAUGACCGAUAUCUGUACCUUAUUGGAAAUGGGGUUGAUGUGGCUCAAGGGAAACAGCACAUCAGUGAUUUAAAACUGAAGGUUGACAGGCCAUCAAGUUAUCUAGACACACAACUUAAGGGUAGUGGGACAGUUACAAUGUCAGAAGGAGUAUCCCAUUCUUUGUCCCCCAAUUACAAGCAUGAGAGCAAAGUUGGAAGCAGGAUAGCUGCCUCAUUUAGUGGUCCCACAACACAUAGCUCAUACGGAACAAAGUCCCACAUAGAUGAAAAAUACCUGAUAUCAUCAAAUAGUCAUAGCAGUCAGUUACUAGAUCGUGAAAGAGAGCCACCUUAUGACAGGACAUCUCUCAGAUCUGAAAUGACAAGUGCCCUUCUUAAGACUGAAGAUUUUAGUGUUUCCCAAGCAGAAGAGAAAUCAGAAAGCAAGACCAUGCCAUCGUUCAAAAGAUGUGAUGUACUCCCAGCUUUAAAAACUGGCAGAGAAGAUAUAAGGCACAGCAGAAGCACCUCUAAACCCACAGGUCCACUCAAAUCUGUCCCAUUUACUAAAGCAUCAAGUGAACUAGCCUACUCUAGCCUGGUAGAUGUGACCUCGCCACCCAUGGACUUUAAAAUACCGGAAGGUAAACUUAGAAGAUCCAGUAGUUUAACCCGUAUCUAUUCAAAAGAGAAUGCUUCUUCUGAGAAACACAGCGAUGCACAGAUAUUCAAAGAUGAAGUUGUUGUGACUGAUUUGCUGUGGCAUUAUAUUAAACAAAAUUAUAAAUCUGACAUCGAUAGUUGGUGUUCUGCGGUUGUGUUAAUGGAGGAGAAGCAAAAUGGGAAAAUUACUUUAAAGCUGAAGGCAACUAACAAAACUGUUUUGACUUUAACAAAGGAAAGGCUUCAGCUAUUAUGUUGGAAAGAGGACAUAAUUGUAACCAGCUCUUGCUUUGACUAUACCACACUUGGGGUUAAAGGUCCAACCGACAUUGCGCUAGAUGAGUGGUGCAAUCUGUUCCGUAAAUGCUCUAAAAAAGUAUGUAUUAAGCUAGAGGAAGAUAAACUGGUCCUUAUAUAUCCCAAAGAAAUUCAGGUACAUGUUGUAGAAGAGUACAGUCAGCACAUAGAACGCAAAACGAAGUCAACUAGGGAUGAUAAGAUGCCAGAUGAUGGUCAGUCUUUACAUCUAAAAGACAAAUUUGAGUUCUCUGGCAAUAACAUGUCUGAAAAUUAUAUUGCAGAGUUGAAGCAUAAGCAAAGCUCAGAAGACAAUUUUUUCAGCAAACCAAACCUUGGACCUUUAUCUGUUAAUUUAGGAGGUGAAUAUAUGUCUCAAACUAACAAGAAUCAAGCUGGAAAAUAUCUAGCAGAUCAGACAUAUUCCCUGGUUGGAACAGAGCUAUUCCAAGGAAUCGACUAUGGAAACAAAGCCUUUUUUGACAAUCCAGUACCAUCUUUUCUAGGUGAAAAGUCUCCUCAUCCCAAAAAACUGAAAGAUUUUGGUGAGGACCCAAAAAGUAGCUUGUCAUCCGAGGUGCCUCAAACUGAUCUCUCUACUCCAAGAAAAUAUUUUGAAGAUCUGAAGACAGAAGUGAAGGCUUAUGAUCAUGGUCCUUAUAACAGCGACGUAACACAAGGAAUUGACUUCUCUCCACCUAAUGAGACUGAUUUGGAAGCACGUUAUGAUGACCAGGCCAUCUCUACAGAGGGUCACAUAGCACAGUAUCAGAACAGUUCAUCUCAGCUGCGGAUUCCAGCAGUUGGCCAAGAAUCAGAGAUAAUGGAUUCAGUUUGUGUCCAGUGUAAGAACAGUGGCAAAACUAUUCAAACAUCAUCUGGUCAGAAUCUGUGUUAUAAAUGUUAUGUAACAUUUGACGUCUCUGCUAUUAAUGGUACAACAACAGGCAAAGGUAGCUUGAGAGCCUCCAUGACUCGCGCAAGAAUGAGCCUUCGUUUACCUGGGUAUGAGCGAGAUACUUCUUUGAAGAUAAUAUAUAACGUUCCGGAUGGAGUCCAAGAGGCUGGAGAUCCUAAACCAGGAUGCCAGUACAAAGGUGGCAAGUUUGAAGCAUUCCUGCCAGAUAAUCGAGAGGGGAACAAGCUUCUUACACUGCUCCAGAGGGCCCUGCAGGAAGGCCUCAUAUUUCACAUCAGGACAUUUGAAACAGGCGAUAAAGUCACAUGGUACAAAAUUCCUCAUAAAACCUCCCCGGACGGAGGAAAGCAAAAGAAUGGAUACCCAGAUUCGGCAUACAUGAAAUCUACUAUUGCUCUCCUGAAGCAAAAUGGCAUUGAAUAAGACUACUUAGACUUGUGGAGAGUACAGAAGCCUGCAGAGUAUUGCUAUCAGUACAUUCCUUUCUUUCAUAUCUACGAAUGUGAAGUUAUUACUGACUUCAUACUUUGGAUAGAAUGGCAUAACUGUGCAGCAAAUUGCUAGAAGUCUACAGAAGAUUUGUUUGCGGUUUCAUUGUACAGAAUUUUACCGAAAAGAAGAAAUCUCGCCCUAGAGCAGUAUCACUAUACAUUCUCCAUUUUUCCAUAAUUCACUCCAAACAUCAGGUCCAGUAGCUGGAUAAUCAAGGGUGAAUCAGUCUAGAUUUUCGUAAGGGUGCUUUUUUAUGCUUGCACCCAAGUAAUGGGUGCCACACCACUAUUGCUGCCAGUUGCCAGUCUACAUCUGUACUUUUCACAGCUUAGCCUAGGCCAUGUGUCGUCAUGUUAAUGGCCUAGGUGCAGCUCAGCCCCAUCAAAAUUAAUGGGGUUGAGCUGCUCUACCAAACACAGUUGCUAUACAAUGUACAGCGAUGUGCUUGGUAAGCUGAGAGAAGGCUGCAGCACUACUGCAAGCACUGGUGCCUUCUCAAACAACUGAUCGGCGGGCGUCGCAGGUGUUGGACCCAGAUUCAGAGGAAAAGUCAUCCAUAGAAAAGUCCCGGAAAACCUUUUUAAGGUGCACCACAGCGGUUGGAGGUAAACAUGGUACCAUACAUGUGGCCCUAAUUCAUGUUUAAUAGCACUGUAACCUAGAUUUUAGUAGUCUGAACCUACAGAAAAUGGGCACUGCCACCCAUUCUUUAUCAAGAUUAAUCACUGUCAGGCACACACUAAAUUGAUUUGUGACUAGUUUGAUCAGAAAUAAUGAUCAAUUAGUGAAAAACCCUUUGUUUGAUUUAAUCAGGUUAGAAAUCGAUGCCAUCGUGCCAGGGGCGGACUGGGAACUUAAAGUGGCCCUGGAAAAAACCCCAAAAUGUAGCCCGAUAUUGUAGAUGGGUCCCAAUUAAUAGAAGGCAGGGCCAGCAAAACCAAAUACCACAGUGCAGCAGAAAACACUGCUGCCCACGCUGCAUCAUUCGUGCGGUGCCACCAUCCUGAGCAUGGCGAUGCAGUUGAACACAGGAGGAAACUUCUUCUGCCAGCCAGAUGCAUAAUUACUUGAUGCUCCUAGCUUUAAUUGAUGCUCAGAGCAUCAGAUCAUUAAGUACCUGGCCAGUGGCCAUGAGGAGGGCUCAGGUGGUCCCUGGUUAUUGGCCCCCUGGGAAAUUUCCCUGUAGGGUCUAUAGCCAGUCCGCCCAUGCACUUUGCCUCUCUACAAAAAAUAAGGUUGCUCCUCAACAUUGGACACAGUUUAGCUGUUGUCAAAAGCUGAAGAGCAACUUAAAUGACAAAAAACAAAUGUCAUAGAAAUGGAGUUGUGCUUUAAAGUCGAUUGACCCAGCAGAGGAGGUGCGAGGAUAAAGAUGAAGUGAAUGCACACUUUUAUAUAUAUAUAUAUAUAUAUAUUUUAAUUCUCACUUGAGUUUUAUUUUAGCAACAUGUGCUAACAGAGGUUUAUUUCACGUAACUACAGCUUUCAGGGCAAAACAAGUAAAAGUGUGGAGACAUCACGAGCUGAAAUGGGAUAGACAUUUGUUCUUAGUGACUGUCAGCAGUCACAGCAGUUAAACAUUGUCUUACAGAGGAUAGACCAGCUCCAUAGAAAAGUUUAAUCGAUUUCUGUAUAAAUUACAUUCCUCAGGCCGAAUUCACAUCUCCAUAUCCAGAUUUUUUUUUAUGCAAAACUUUUUUUAUACUGUGGUUGAUCAGUUUUUUGUGUCCUCAGUAGUGUUGAGCGAACUUGUGGUUUCAAUUUUGGCAUACAAGU